UGGCCUUUUAAAAUAUUUCCAAAUACGAGAGCCAAACAUUUGGUGACUUUGCCAACAAUUAAAAACCAAAACUAUUUUAUCAGAAAUAAGAGAAUAAAACAUCAGAUCGGAAAAGAAAAUCUGGAGAAGAAAUGGCGAAAAAAGCAGUGUUGAUAGGAAUCAAUUACCCAAAAACGAAGGCAGAAUUGAAAGGCUGCAUAAACGAUGUGAAGAAGAUGUACACGUGUCUGGUGGAUCGAUACGGUUUCUCCGAGGAUGACAUCACUGUUCUGAUCGACCUGGAUGAUUCCUACACUCAGCCCACUGGCAAAAACAUCCGCAAGGCUUUGAAUGAUCUGGUCCGAUCCGCCGAGGCCGGUGACUUCCUCUUCGUCCAUUACAGCGGACACGGGACGAGACUCCCUGCUGAAACUGGCGAGGAUGAUGAUACUGGCUUCGAUGAAUGCAUUGUCCCAUCUGAUAUGAAUCUCAUCACUGAUGAUGACUUCAGGGAUUAUGUGGAUCAGAUCCCACAUGGCUGCCGCAUGACAAUUGUGUCUGACUCGUGCCAUAGCGGUGGCCUCAUUGAUGAGGCUAAAGAGCAAAUAGGGGAGAGCACAAAGUCUGAUGAGCAAGAAACAGACUCUGGAUUUGGAUUCAAAAGUUUCUUGCACCAGACUGUUCAGGGUGCAUUUAAAUCUCGUGGAAUCCACCUGCCAUCGGAAUUAAGCCGCCAUCUCCACAGGGAUGAAGAAGAUACUGAUGAAAAGGUAGUUGAAGGUGGCGAUGAAUAUGGCUAUGUGAAGAAUAAAUCUCUUCCCCUUUCCACCCUCAUAGAAAUCCUAAAACAAAAAACGGGCAAAGAUGACAUUGAUGUGGGAAAGCUGCGGCCAACCCUGUUCGAUGUGUUUGGAGAAGAUUCGAGCCCUAAAGUGAAGAAGUUUAUGAAGGUUCUUCUGAAUAAACUCCAACACGGAGACGGAGAAAGUGGUGGUGGAGGGGGGGGAUUCCUUGGGAUGGUCGGGAGUCUUGCUCAGGAGUUUCUCAAAACCAAGCUGGAGGAGAAUGAUGAGAGUUAUGCAAAGCCAGCCAUGGAUACAGAAGUAGGAAGUAAGCAAGAGGUUUAUGCUGGAACAAGCAAGCGGUCACUACCCGAUGGAGGGAUUCUAAUAAGUGGCUGCCAAACCGACCAGACUUCUGCUGAUGCCAGUCCUUCUGGAAAUGCCAGUGAAGCUUAUGGAGCUCUUAGCAAUGCAAUUCAGACUAUAAUUGCCCAGUCAGAUGGUGGAAUCACCAAUCAGGAGCUGGUCUCCACAGCUAGGAAAAUGCUGAAGAAACAGGGUUUCACUCAGCGACCUGGACUCUAUUGCAGUGACCAUCAUGUUGAUGCUCCUUUUGUGUGCUGAUCUCUACAGUUUGUGUGAUUCCUUGCGUUGAUGAGAUGUGAGCUAUGCUUGUCAGACAAUAAUACCUUGAACAUAUCAGGUGUGAUUUUGUUUUUUUAAAGCUUUAUAUAAAUGUUUGUUUUCUGAAUUUGAUAAAAAAGAAAUUCUGAAUCACUAAAGCUUAAUCUUAAAAAAGAUUUAGGUUUAUAUUUGAUUUAA
Mercurialis annua (annual mercury) is the source of this 1583-nucleotide messenger RNA. Its product is annotated as metacaspase-4-like. The transcript is spliced from 2 exons. Gene Ontology annotation, molecular function: cysteine-type endopeptidase activity. Gene Ontology annotation, biological process: proteolysis. Bases 132 to 1385 code for a protein of 417 amino acids. The record is from RefSeq and is a predicted model, not a curated record. Lineage: Eukaryota; Viridiplantae; Streptophyta; Magnoliopsida; Malpighiales; Euphorbiaceae.